This is a messenger RNA of Talpa occidentalis (Iberian mole), 647 nucleotides long. RefSeq names its product ATP synthase peripheral stalk subunit F6 (gene ATP5PF). The transcript is spliced from 4 exons. NCBI's taxonomy places the organism in Eukaryota, Metazoa, Chordata, Mammalia, Eulipotyphla, Talpidae. Bases 192 to 515 code for a protein of 107 amino acids. Gene Ontology annotation, biological process: proton motive force-driven ATP synthesis. Gene Ontology annotation, molecular function: proton transmembrane transporter activity. The record is from RefSeq and is a predicted model, not a curated record.
CACACCCCCAGGUGUCCAGGAGGGAAAAAGAGAGCGGGUCAAAUUAGGCGACGGGAAGAUGGCGGAGGCUUCGCCAGGGGACCCGGAAGCACUUACCCUCCACUUCCUCCUCCUGUUUGGCGUCUGUUUCACCUAGAGCCGUCCGGUCGCAGACUUUCUCCGAGACGUUUCCUGUCCGUUACAGAAUCACCAUGAUUCUUCAGAGGCUCUUCAAGUUCUCCUCUUUCAUUCAGUCUGCAGUGUCAGUUCAUUUCAGGAGGAACAUUGGUGCCACGGCAGUGGCAUUUAAGGAACUUGAUCCUGUACAGAAAAUCUUUGUGGACAAGAUUAGAGAAUACAAAACUAAGCGACAGGCAUCUGGAGGACCUGUUGAUACCGGCCCAGAAUAUCAGCAAGAGCUGGAUAGAGAGCUUUUUAAGCUUAAGCAAAUGUAUGGCAAAGGAGAUAUGACUGCGUUCCCUAACUUCAAAUUUGAAGAACCCAAGUUUGAAGUCAUUGACAAACCACAGUCCUGAAGAAAUGAUGUAAAAUGUAUCUGGUAAUUUAUCGUGCAUUAGUUUACAACUUAGGAGAAGUAUCAGAAUAAACAUAUUUCACCACCGUCAAAUGUGAUUUUAAUUCUGAUUCCAAAUAAAUAAUUGGUGAUG